Molecule: messenger RNA, 1624 nt
Organism: Drosophila navojoa
Lineage: Eukaryota; Metazoa; Arthropoda; Insecta; Diptera; Drosophilidae
Gene: Hibch
Product: 3-hydroxyisobutyryl-CoA hydrolase
Biological process (GO): L-valine catabolic process
Cellular component (GO): mitochondrion
Molecular function (GO): 3-hydroxyisobutyryl-CoA hydrolase activity
Source: RefSeq, a predicted model, not a curated record
UAUCAAUACAGCGCAAUUGUAAUUAUUCUGUGGUUGAAUAAUCACGGAUCGCAAUCCUCUUUAAAUUGAAUUAAAAUACGCAAAAGUUCACAGUAAUCGUAUUCUAAACGUUUAUCGCUGCGUACGGCAACACCGUAAGAUUCUGUUUGUUAUUGCGCAACUCGUUGUGCGGAGGGGCAAAAUAAAAAUAAAUUAAAGUGAAACUAAUUUCAAAAUGCAAAAUCCAAUUCAAAGGUUAGCCUACACUCUUGGUCAUCGUACCUACACCCGAUUGCCAUUGCUGUGCGCCGCCGGUGCGAGAUUAACAGAAACAACAACAAUUAACAUGCCGAUGGCAAACUCCACGCGCCUCUCCUCGUCCUCCGUGCUGGCCACGGAGUCAUCUAACAAGGGCAUGAUUAUCAUAAACAGGCCCAAAGCACUAAAUGCCAUCAAUUUAGAGAUGGUGCGCAAGAUCUACAAACAUUUGAAAAAAUGUGAAAAAUCCAAAUCCCUGAUGAUCAUCAAGGGCACCGGGGAGAAGGCGUUUUGUGCGGGUGGCGAUGUGCGCGCUCUGGUCGAUGCAGGACCCACGGACGAGUCGAAGAGCUUCUUCCGCGAGGAGUACACAACGAAUGCGCUGAUCGGCAACUACAAGAUACCCUACAUUGCCAUUAUCGAUGGCAUUACAAUGGGCGGUGGAGUGGGUCUCAGUGUCCAUGGUAAAUAUCGUGUGGCCACCGAUCGCACGCUGUUUGCAAUGCCCGAAACGGCCAUUGGGCUCUUUCCCGAUGUGGGCGGUUCAUAUUUCCUGCCACGUCUGCAAGGCAAGCUAGGUAUCUACUUGGGACUGACUGGUCAUAGGUUACGCGGCGGCGAUGUCUACUAUGCUGGCAUUGCUACCCACUACUGCGAGAGCAGUAAAGUGCCAGAAUUGGAAACUGCGUUGCUCAACUGCCCAGAUGCCGAUGAUGUGCCUGAGAUUUUGGAAAAGUUCCAUUCGAAACCGGAGAAGCCGUUCUCAUUGACGCCCGUGCUGGAGCAGAUCAACAAGCACUUCUCAGCCGGCUCCGUGGAGGAAAUACUGGAGAGCUUGCGAACCGAUGACAGUGAUUGGGCAAAGAAACAGCUGGAGAUCCUUAGCAAAGUCUCUCCCACCUCGCUGAAGGUAACAUUCCGUCAGUUGGAGCUAGGAGCCCAGCUAUCGCUGGCCCAGUGCCUGAUCAUGGAAUAUCGGCUGGCCGUGCGCCACCUGGAGCCACGCGCCGACUUCAAGGAGGGUGUGCGCGCCCUGCUCAUCGACAAGGAUCAGAAGCCCAAAUGGCAACCAGCCACCUUGUCCGAGGUCACCGAAGAGCAUUUGGACUGGUUCUUCAAGAAGUUGCCCGACACGGAGGAACUCAAACUGUAAUUAAGCUGUUGCUGCUUGCUUAGAAUUUUACUAGCACGCAAUUUCUGCUUGAGUUAUCCUAAUGUCUUCCUCUCUGUGCACUCUGCCCCGCAUUCUACAAUAGCUAAUGCAUAAACAAAUUCAGUUUAUUAUACAGUUUAGCAUGCAUUUUACAUUGAUUUGCAUGAGAAAUCUUUGAUAGAUGUGUAAUCUCUUUUAUCUCUAUUCCAAACAGCGACUAAAUCAAGGCCAACA